CUCUUCAAUAAUUCUCUCCUUGAUUUCCGACGCCCUUUUUCCUUCUUCUUCCCGUCUCUCCCUUUGUUGCUUCUACUUCCGUCCAAUCUCUCUCUCUCUCUCUCUCUCUCUCUCCCCCCAAAGCCCUCUCUCUCUCGACUAUCUUUCGUCUCUCGCCGAUCAACCACCGCGCUUUCGUGUUUGGUAUGUUCAUCUAUGCUGCUGCUUUCCUUUUGCUUCUUACUUUCGUUCUUUCUAUUUCUGUGAAUCUUUCUUUUUCGCGCUGGCGGGUGAUUGCUUGAAGACGGGUUCAGCUUUUGGUGCGGUUGAGUGAUCCUCUAAUGUUUCGAUGUUUGAAAAUUGCAGGUCCUCGCGAUCGUAAUUCCCGUAUCAUCAUGGCCAAAAGCUCUUUCAAGCUCGAGCAUCCUCUGGAGAGGCGCCAAGCUGAAGCUUCUCGCAUCAGGGAGAAAUACCCUGAUAGAAUUCCUGUUAUUGUCGAAAAGGCUGAAAGGAGUGAUGUCCCCGACAUUGAUAAGAAGAAGUACCUUGUCCCAGCAGAUUUAACAGUUGGACAGUUUGUGUAUGUUGUCCGAAAGAGGAUUAAGCUCAGUGCUGAAAAGGCCAUAUUCGUCUUUGUCAAGAACACAUUGCCACCCACAGCUGCAAUGAUGUCUGCAAUCUAUGAGGAGAACAAGGACGAAGACGGCUUUCUUUACAUGACUUACAGUGGAGAGAACACCUUCGGACUUCUUCACUAAGAUGGAGACUCAAGGCAAUGUCUCUUCUUGUUCAUGACAUGAUGAAGAAAAGCUCCCCUUUGGAAAAGAUGUAAAUUGCCAGCUCUGGAUUUGUAAAGUUUAAUGCUUUCAGACUUGACCUAAACGUUCCAUCCUACUACUGGAUUCGGAUUUCUGCCAUAAGUUGGGCUGUAGAAUUGCUUUCAGUAUGUGUAAUUGGAAUUCGAUUUAGUUUAUUAGUCUCUGUUCAGUCCUUUUCUCUUCGCAUUGGAUUUGAUCUUGCUCUCCUCUCUCUUUCUCUCUGCUGUGAAAACUGAAACCACUGCCGCCAAAAGAGAGAAUUUGCAGCAGAUCUUAGUUGGUAGUGUUUGGUAAGCUACAUCGGUUCUCUUCCGAUUUUGUUUGUUGGCAUUGCAACCGCUGUUGGCCAAAUUAAAGCUCAGUAAAGUGUUCAGCUAAUU
Linum trigynum is the source of this 1177-nucleotide messenger RNA. The record is from the annotation of a GenBank genome assembly. NCBI's taxonomy places the organism in Eukaryota, Viridiplantae, Streptophyta, Magnoliopsida, Malpighiales, Linaceae.